GGCGCGGCGCUCCGCUGCCAUAUUGUUGUUGUAUUUUCGGAGCAGCGGCGGUCGGAGUUUCCAGCUGCGGUCGCUGUCUGCGGACUCAGCGGUCUGUGAGGGCUCUGAGGGGGAGGCACUGCUUCACUGACUCUAUCUGGAUACAACUGAGCUAAAAGUCACUGUCAAAGUUACCAAACUACGAGAGGAGCCGUCCGGGUGAGGUGAAGAUGGUGGACCGGCUAGCGAACAGCGAGGCUAACUCCAAGCGGAUCGCGGUGGUAGAGGGCUGCUUUGGUGCCGCGGGCCAGCCGCUGGCUAUCCCCGGCCGCGUGCUGAUCGGCGAGGGCGUCCUCACCAAACUUUGCCGCAAGAAGCCCAAAGCUCGCCAGUUCUUCCUCUUCAACGACAUCCUAGUCUACGGCAACAUCGUCAUCCAGAAGAAGAAGUACAACAAGCAGCACAUCAUCCCGCUGGAGAGCGUCACUAUCGACACGGUGCCGGACGAAGGCGACCUGCGCAACGGCUGGCUCAUCAAGACGCCCACCAAGUCCUUCGCCGUGUACGCCGCCACUGCCACCGAGAAGUCUGAGUGGAUGAACCACAUAGGGAAGUGUGUGGGAGACCUGCUGCAGAAGAGCGGCAAGUCCCCGACGGGUGAGCACGCCGCCGUGUGGGUGCCCGAUUCGGAGGCGACGGUGUGCAUGCGCUGCCAGAAGGUGAAGUUCACGCCGGUCAGCCGCCGGCACCACUGCAGGAAGUGUGGCUACGUGGUGUGCGGGCCGUGCUCGGAUAAGAAGUACCUCCUGCCCAGCCAGUCGUCCAAACCCGUUCGCGUCUGCGAGUACUGCUACGUGCAGCUGAUGUCGGGAGGCGUCGCGCCACGCUCAGACUCCAUCAGCCGGCUGGGGUCAAAGUUCAACAACAUGUCGGACGAUGACGACGAAGACGACAGCAGUGACUGAGGAGCGAACCGUCCUCCUGACGCUCCACCUCGUCCCCACGUACAGGAGGAAAUACUUCCUUUUUUUUCUCCUCCCAGAUGAUUGAAUCAUGCUUCGCCGUGAGAGGAUUAAAUUCACUUCAAACCAAAAUAUUUUAUGUUUUUCCUGAACGCAGCAAUUAAUCGAUGAAAUGUGGAAUAAACUGGGUGACCAACAGAACUCUGGGAAAAAGUCUGACUUCCACUCAGUCCGCCCCGUCUCUUCUGACUCUUGAUUAGGCUGCAAUUAGUCACUACAGAACCCAACGGUGCUAAUGAGAAACAUCCGCUCCUCUCCCCACCUUUUACCAUCAUUUCAUCUUUUAUUUCCAGUCUUUAUUUUACUUAAUGUCCAUGAACUACACGAGGUGAUGGCUUGUAAUCUCUGCAGGGAAAAGCAAAUGUUUGGGCUCUAACCUUUAUCUCCUCUGUCCUUCAGGUAUUACACCAAACAGCGCUUUUUUUGUAAUAGAGCUUUGGUAUUUUUCUGCCCUAUUUUGUAAGCAAAAAUGUCAAGAUCCCUUUUUAUAAAUAACAAAAUGUAGAUAUUA
This is a messenger RNA of Sebastes umbrosus (honeycomb rockfish), 1512 nucleotides long. It is a transcript of the gene plekhf2, whose product is annotated as pleckstrin homology domain containing, family F (with FYVE domain) member 2. NCBI's taxonomy places the organism in Eukaryota, Metazoa, Chordata, Actinopteri, Perciformes, Sebastidae. The record is from RefSeq and is a predicted model, not a curated record. Bases 210 to 944 code for a protein of 244 amino acids. Gene Ontology annotation, molecular function: phosphatidylinositol binding; metal ion binding. The transcript is spliced from 2 exons.